This is a messenger RNA of Plectropomus leopardus (leopard coralgrouper), 5471 nucleotides long. NCBI's taxonomy places the organism in Eukaryota, Metazoa, Chordata, Actinopteri, Perciformes, Serranidae. The record is from RefSeq and is a predicted model, not a curated record.
UGACUCUGUUUGUCCCUUUGCUUCGCUGCUGCUACUCGGUAAAAACGGCAAAAAUAACGUCCAAAGUGGAUUUAAUAUCAAACGGAGGCAGAAUUACCGUCCCCGCCGUCAGUCCGGAUCGUGUCCGCGGAGCUUGGAGCGCGGUUGGAUGUUUUAUGUAGUGGUAAGCUAGCUAAAGUUAGCCGUGUUAGCUAACAUGACGAAAAAGUUGAAGUCGGAGCUUUAAAGUGCGCUAAAGCAGAGAGGAGAGGACAUCCGGGGACAGGUGUGGGGAUAUCUGGAGUUUUCAUAUCCAAACAUUGGACAUUGGACAUUUCACACGGGCUCCGGUGGACUCGGUGUCAUUUUUGCUGGAUUGGACUGAAGCUAACAGCCGCCGGGUGAAAACACCGUCGACGCUGAUGAAGAGGAUGAUGAUGAAGGUGAUCUCCUGAUCUGCUCUUGGUAAUCUCGUUAGCUCCGACACACCUGAGCCUGAUUACUGUCUGUCCGCAGGGGCGGGGCCUGCUCAGCUCUGACCCCGCCCCCUGACCUCACUCUGUGUGUGUGAUUAAAGUGGAUUUGUUGUCCGUCAGCAGCAGUUUGCAGAUGGAGAGCUGAGACUAGUGAGGCGUGACGGCGAGCUGGAGUCUGUCAGUGACAUCAGUAGCAGGUGACGACCUUCCCAUGGUGCCCUGCAGCCUCCAGGGUCGCCAUGGGAGACAAAUCUUACUCAGAAUGCCGAGCUCAGGAGCUGUUCGAUGAGUUUGUGUCGGCGUCGACCUGCCGGGCGGCACUUUGGUCCUUCAGUCAGCUGUGUGAACACCUGCAGCUGGACCGCGGCGCCGCUGAGAGGCCGCUGUACCGACCAAUCAAAAGGCGUCUCAACUACUGGAGGGCCAACGCUCUGUGGGCCAAACUGGACCGAAGGGCCGCCCAGCAGGAGUACCUGAGGGCCCAUGCCUGCACCAACACCACCUGUGUGGUGAUAGGGGCAGGGCCCUGCGGCCUGAGGAUGGCGGUGGAGCUGGGUUUUCUGGGAGCUCGGGUGGUGCUGCUGGAGAAGAGGGACUCGUUUUCCAGGAACAAUGUGCUGCACCUGUGGCCCUUUACCAUCUAUGACCUGCGGGGCCUCGGGGCCAAGAAGUUCUACGGGAAGUUCUGCGCCGGCGCCAUUGACCACAUCAGUAUCCGUCAGUUGCAGCUUGUCCUGCUGAAGGUGGCACUGCUGCUCGGGGUCGAGGUUCACGUCAACGUGGAGUUCAAGAGCCUGCUAGAGCCGCCGGAGGACCAGCACCGUCACAAGGUGGGCUGGAGGAUGGAGGUGAGUCCAAAGUGUCAUCCUGUCAAUCAGCUGGAGUUUGAUGUCAUCAUCGGAGCAGACGGACGCAGGAACACACUACCAGGUUUCAGGCGUAAAGAGUUCAGAGGGAAACUGGCCAUCGCCAUCACCGCUAACUUUAAAAACAGGAACACCUCGGCCGAGGCCAAAGUGGAGGAGAUCAGCGGCGUCGCCUUCAUCUUCAACCAGCACUUCUUCCAGGAGCUACGGCAGGAAACUGGGAUCGAUCUGGAGAACAUUGUUUAUUACAAAGACGACACGCAUUACUUUGUGAUGACAGCCAAGAAACAGAGUCUGCUAGAGAAGAGAGUCAUCAAACAGGACUUUGCGGACACUGAGCUGCUUCUGUCCCGGGGGAACGUGGACCAGAAUGCACUGCAGGCGUACGCCCGUGAGGCCGCCGACUUCUCCACCAAUCACCAGCUGCCGUCUCUGGACUUUGCCAUGAAUCACUACGGUCAGCCUGACGUCGCCAUGUUUGACUUCACCUGCAUGUACGCCUCGGAGAAUGCUGCCAUGGUCCGCCAACGCCACGGACACCAGCUGCUUGUCACACUGGUGGGAGACAGCCUGCUGGAGCCGUUCUGGCCGAUGGGGACAGGAAUAGCUCGAGGGUUCCUGGCGGCUCUGGAUUCAGCCUGGAUGAUCCGAGCGUGGAGUCGGGGCGGAGCUCCUCUGGACGUCCUCGCUGAGAGAGAGAGUGUGUACCGUCUCCUCCCUCAGACAACUCCAGAGAACCUUCAGAAGAACAUCAGUCUGUUCACCGUCGAUCCAACAACACGAUACCUGAACAUCAACCUGCAGCUCAUUACACCUGCUCAGGUGAGACACCUGGUGGACACAGGUGAGGAGGUGGGACUGAACCCAGGCUGUGGUGACAUCAUCAGGCAGAGCUCGUUCUCUCAGUCCAAUCAGCUGCUCUCCUGGUGCCAGGAGCAGACUCGUGGUUACCGCGGCGUCACUGUAAGCGACCUGACCACUUCCUGGAAGAGUGGCCUUGCUCUCUGUGCGCUCAUUCACCGAUACAGACCCGACCUCAUAGACUUUGACUCUCUGGACGUGUCCUCAGUGGAGGACAACACUCAUCUGGGCUUCGACGUGGCCGAGCGUCACUUUGGGAUUUCUCCUCUGAUGACGGUGGACGAGAUGGCGUCCAACCGAGAGCCCGACUCUCUGUCCAUGGUCAUGUACCUGAGCCAGUUCUACCAGCUGCUCAAAGACACGCCCCCCGUCCCCUCAGGGACUCUGGUCCAGAGCUCUGACCUGAGGACAGCUCUCAUCACUCCGGCAUCUCUCCUCAGCAGACUGGGACUCAGUCCGUCCAGGAAGAGGAACCCAAAGGAGCAGAGGGACGCUGUGGGGAAGCGGAGGAGGACGAGUGGACAGCAGGAGCCAUGUGACCUAAACGGCGAUGAUGAUGUCAUCAGCCAGGCGUGUGAUGAGGCAUUAGUGGGUGGGGCCAGCCGCUCCAGAGUGCGUCUGAUGGCCAAUCAACUGCAGGCAAAGCUGGACGAGAGCUCCGCCUCCUGCAGGAGCUCUUCUUCUUCUGCGGCUUUACGAAAACAGCAGGGGGAGCCCGCAGACUGUCAGCUGACUGCUACUUCAGUACACAGCUCCUCAUGGAGACCGGUAAAACCAGUACAGACCAGUAUAGAACCACAGAAACCAAUAGAGAACCACAGAGACCAAGAGAGACCGGAAGAGGACUCUCCAGCAGGAGCAGAUGAGUUUCAGGUUCAGAGAGAAGAUCAGGUCUCAGUCUGUCCUCAGCGGGGACGAGCAGGCGGGCGGUGGCGGUGGUGGCGGUGGCGGCGGCAGCAGUGCGGUGUGUUUCUUCUGUCAGCAGCGAGUGUAUCUGAUGGAGCGUCUGAGUGCAGAGAGUCUGUUCUUCCAUCGCAGCUGUUUCCAGUGUUCCCACUGCAGCUGCACGCUGAGACUGGCUGCCUACGCCUUCGACCAGCACCAACGGAGGUUCUACUGUCUGCAGCACUUCGACGCUCGCCUGAACGCUCUCGCCGCCACAAGGAGGUCGACGGCGUCCGACAGAGCUGCCUCGCACCGCACCUCGAUCGGGUCUCUGGGCUCGUCUCUGGGCUCAGCGACGGCGUCCUUUGCAGACUCUCUGGUGUCUGCUGGGCGGCGGCGCUCCUCAGUGUGUGUGUGUUUGUGUGUGUGUCUGUGUGUGUGUGUGGCUGCGGUUGUGUGUUGGCAGCUGUUUCUGUGAUGGUGGUGGCGCCCGAGGGGAUCGAGCGCCGCAGCUCCACCCGGGGGGAGGCGGAGCUUAUGGAGGAGCCGGUGGAGGAGCUGGAGGAGGAGCCGGAGGAGGAGCCGGAGGAGGAGCCGGAGGAGGAGCUGGAGGAGGAGCUGGAGGAGGUCUCUGAAGAGACGCUGAACUGGUUCAACCUGAGCGUGGACGAGAGAGUCCACCACAGAACCAGAUCCAGUUCAGAGGAGGAGCAGGAGGAGCAGGAGGAGCAGGGAGGCAGCUGUCGACAUCGUGUGACUUCAGAGGAGGCCAAAGCGUCAUGGAGGGAAACUCUGCAGCAGGACUUCCUCCUGGAGGACCAGGAGGACCAGGAGGACCAGGAGGACGAAAGUGAUGAUGAAGAGGAGUUUGGUGGCAGUGAGCUGGAGUCGAGUGACGAGGGGGAGUACAAUCCAUGGGAGGCGGAGCGUCAGUCUGGUCUGUGGCUCCUGUUGGAGGAAACAGGUGAGGACUUUUCUCUGUUUGUCCCGUCUGCAGCAGGAAGUGACAUCACCCCCUGUGACUCCAUCUCCUCACCUACAGCUGAGGCUCCGCUCACCGCCAGCACACCCUCCACCGCCUCCUUCAACACCGACUCCGAAGCCCCGCCCACUCUGCUCACACCUGUAGUUGUCAAGGAAACUCAGAGAGGGCUUGGCUUGUUGGAUGAUGUGGUGCUGGAGAAGCCCCUCCCCUUGCAGGGCCGAGGGGUGGGGCCAGAUGAGGAGGGCGUGGGGUCAGAGAGGAGGGGGACAGCAGGAGGAGUGCACAGCCUCCCUCCCUGCCUGCAGCUGAAGACGCUGAGAGAGGCUCCGCCCCCUGGACAGGUGGAUGGGGGCGGGGCCAGAACGCUGUGGAGGACCGUGUUCUCUGGAAACAGGAAGCAGAAGAAGAAGAAGAUGAGGGGCGGGACCUUACCUCCAGCCAAUCAGAGCACAGCUGCAGAUGUGACAGAAGAGUCGGACCUGGACUCAACGGCUCUGCUGCAGAGAUGUUCACUGACACCAGCCAACAACAGACGCUCUCGAAAGGACAGAGUCCCUUUGCAGGACUCGGAUGGACGGUCCUCCUGUGCCACUGAGGUGGUUGGGGUCCUGGUCCAAGCCAAGGAGCCGUCCAGUCUAAGUGUGAUGGAGACCAUGUUCCAGAGGGGACAAGAGGACGAAGACGAAGACCUGGAUGCCAAAAUCACUCGCCGAGUUCAGAGAGCUGCUCGAAGAAAAGCCAAACAGGAACAGCUAAAGAGGCUCCACAAAGCCCAGAUGAUCCAGAGACAGCUGCAGCAGGUGGAGGAGAGACAGAGACAGCUGGAGGAGACAGGAGUGGUGGUGGAGAAAGCUCUGAGAGGAGAAGCAGAUUUUUGGGGCGAGUCGAGCGACGGGCUGGACGUCGAGCUUCACCUGGAAGGACUGGGUAAACUGGAUAAUCCGGCUCUGAUGCAGCAGUGGUUCCAGUUGGUCCAGCAGAAGAACUCUCUGAUCCGAUAUGAGUCUGAACUCAUGAUAUUUGCUCGGGAGUUGGAGUUGGAGGACCGUCAGAGUCGGCUGCAGCAGGAGCUCAGAGAGCGGAUGGCUGUGGACGGUAACAUCGCAUCAUCAAACACAUCAUCACUUCCUCUUUAUAAAAACAUUUGGUACAAAAACCAUCAGUGGGGCGUCCGCUCAGCAUCGUCCCCGAGUCAGCAGACCGCUCAGCCUUUGUGGGUCUGUGAUCAGUCCAUCGGAGCAAAUGAUAAAACGCGUUAAAACUGAUUUCAGUUUAUGUGACAGCGGGGACAUAAAUCUGAUUGUACAGGAUCUACUUUAUCUCCUCAGAGAGCUCUGAAAGUCACACCACUUUAUGACAGUCAGUGCUGUAAACAACAAACCACAAGAAUGAUGAUGAAGUGUUUUCUUACUUCCUCCU